Molecule: messenger RNA, 3426 nt
Organism: Eimeria maxima
Lineage: Eukaryota; Apicomplexa; Conoidasida; Eucoccidiorida; Eimeriidae
Product: glycogen debranching enzyme, putative
Exons: 16
Coding region: 1-3426 (1141 amino acids)
Biological process (GO): glycogen catabolic process
Molecular function (GO): amylo-alpha-1,6-glucosidase activity; 4-alpha-glucanotransferase activity
Source: RefSeq, a predicted model, not a curated record
AUGACCCCAGCAACUACAGGAUAUAACACACCUGCCUAUACACCUGAAGGCUGCGGGGUGUAUAUUGCAGAAUUCGACAGAACGGGGGUUUUGAAAAAACCCUCAGAAAUAGGAAAUUUUCAGAUAAAAAAAGGCUCUCUCGUCCUUCUUAAGGCUUAUGAAGGAACACAAAAAGCAACCGUCACGGGGUGUAUAACCACCGACCCCCUUGGCAAUAAACACCAAUUAGAUAGCAGCAGGGAUUCAUUAGGUCAUUAUACAUUUAUAUUCAAUGCAGAAAUACCUGGCCCUUACAGGAUUCAAUUAUGUUUUGGUGGAGAAUGUUCAUCCGGUGGUCAAUCAACAGCAACAAGUUCUCCUUGUGGCGCAGUUCGUCAGCUGUCUCCUGCCCAGCCGCAGCAGCAGCAGCAGCAGCAAGAGCAGCAGCAGCAGCAGCAGCAGCAGCAGCAGGAGGAAUUAGGCCCCUGUACAACUAUUAUUGUACAACCUAUACUAACAAUAAAUGGUCAACAAAUACCCCCUGAGGGUUUGAGUGUACAGACAGCUCUGUCUAGAUGUUUAGGGGGAAUAAAAAGAUGGUGGAGAAUGUUUCAACAUGUAAAGGAUAUGGGGUAUAACAUGGUACAUUUUACUCCCCUGCAGACAGUAGGGGAAUCAGGCAGCUGCUACAGUUUAGCGAAUCAAUUAGAGAUAGACCCUUUCUUCUUUCGUGAUGAACCUGAUGAGGAAGGUGCAACAAAAGACAGCAAGACUCCUGCAGCAGCAGCAGCAGCAGCAGCAGCAGCAGAAAGUGGUGCAGCAGAUGCAGCAGCAGCAGCAGCAAAAGAAGAAGAAAGUUAUAAUAUUCUUCAUGCUGCUGUACAAAUGUUAGAAAAAGAAUUAGGAAUUCUCUCCGCUACUGAUCUUGUAUUAAAUCAUACUGCUAGUAAUAGUCAAUGGUUAAGAGACCAUCCAGAAGCAGGGUAUACAAUGGAGACAGCCCCCCAUUUACGUGCUGCUCUUGAAUUGGAUAGAAAAUUAGAUGAUUUUUCUUGUUGUUUAUAUAGAGGAGAAUUGUCUGGGGUUUUCGGGUGUACAGGCAGCAUAAAUAGCGAAGAAGAUCUACAAAAAGCAUUAAAAGAGAGCGGGAAGGCUCGUUGUGUAGAGAUAAAUAUAGAUAUAGAUUUGCUGCUGUCUUUGUAUCCAUCAUUAGAGUUUGCUGCUGAGCUGCAGCAGCAGCUGCAUGCAGUAAAAGAGCAGCUAAUAGCAGCAGCAGCAGAUUGUGAAUCUGCUGCUGCUGCUGCAGUAGAGGGACUUAUACGCUAUGAGAGGCUGCAGUGUAAGAAAGGACCAAUUACUGCAGAGAGCCCUCUUGUGCCCCGUUACUUUACUCUCCUCAGCCGCAGCAGCAGCAGCAGCAGCAGCAGCAACAGCAGCAGCAGCAGCAGCAGCAACGAGGAUUUUAUUGCUUUUGCUAACAAUGGAUGGGUUAUGUGCUGGGAUGCAACAAAGGACUUUGCUGCUCCUGGCUCAUUAGUUUAUCUAAAAAGACAAUUAGUUGUAUGGUCUGAUUGUGUUAAACUCAGGUAUGGAUCUUGUCCUGAGGAUUCUCCUUUCUUAUGGGAGAUGAUGGGCAAAUAUUGCAGAAAUACAGCAAAAAUAUUUCCUGCUGUUCGUCUUGAUAAUUGCCAUUCUACACCCAUUCAUGUUGCUGAGCAUAUGUUACGUGAAUGCCGUCGUGUUCGGGAAGAUAUUUGGGUGUAUGCUGAGCUAUUUACUGGUAAUCAAUUAAUAGAUGCAUCUUUUGUAUCUUUUUUAGGUGUAACAGGAGGUGCAGCAGCAGGAUCAAGUAGUAAUAAUAAUAUAACAACUGCAACAGGUCCAGGUGCAGCAGCAGCAGCAGCAGCAGCAGCAGCAGCAGGUGGUGUAUUAAUGCCAUUACCUAUGCGUUUAUGUCCUGCAUUAUUUUAUGAUUGUACUCAUGAUAAUGAGCCAGCAGCAACAAAAUUUAAUGCUGCAGCAACAUUACCAUUUGCUGCUGUUGCUGCUGCUGCUGCUGCUGCAUGCGGCAGCACAAGAGGCACUGACGAAAUUAUUCCUUAUACUCUUUCUGUUGUAACAGAGAGAAGAUUGUAUAAGGAUUACCAUCCAGAGACUCCUAUAAGGAACCCUGCUGCAGCAGCAGCAGGAGCAGCAGCAGCAGCAGGAGCAGCAGCAGGAGCAGGAGGAACAGCAGCAGCAGGAGGAAAUGCAGCAACAGGAGCAACAGGAAAGAAAGGAAAUGCAGCAACAAAUGGUACAAAUGUAGGAAAGGGUAAGACAACAAAUGCAGCAACAGAUGUAGCAGCAACAGCAGCAGCAGCAGCAGCAGCAGCAGCAGCAGGAGAUGAAUGUAUAGAAGUGGAAUUAAGUGGUGUAAUAACAGAGGUUCCUUUAUUAGCAACCCUGGUGGUAGAUGGCGAGGGUUUAGGAGGUCGUUUUGCUGAGGCACGUCGUGAGAUAUUAGGGUAUGCGCGUGUUCUUCGUCAUGGAUUAAUCCCCAACUUAUUAGAUUCAGGGAAUAACCCUAGAUAUAAUGCAAGAGAUGCUACUUGGUUCUUUAUGCAGGCAAUUCAAGACUAUUGUGCUGCAGCUCCUGAGGGUUUAGGGUUUUUACAAACCCCCGUAGAAAUAAAGUAUGGAGCGCAUGCAUCGCAACUACCAGAGAAAAUAAAUAAUAUAGCUGAUGUUAUGCAUCAUAUUCUUGCUUCCCAUGCCAAGGGUAUAUCUUUCCGUGAAUGGAAUGCUGGGAAAACCCUUGAUGAACAUAUGCAAGAAAAAGGGUUUAAUAUUGAUAUAUUUGUAGACCCUAAUUCGGGUCUAAUCUUUGGUGGUAAUGAUAGGAACUGUGGUACUUGGAUGGAUAAAAUGGGUUCCUCGGAUAAGGAAUUAGCUCGUCAAUAUCUAACCCGUGUACAGACCCAUCUAUACGGACCCCAACAGUUAGGGCUCAAAACCCUAAACCCUUCUGAUUUACAGUAUAGACCUGAUUAUAAUAAUGCAGAUGAUGGGGAAGAUAAGAGUACUGCUCAUGGAUGGAACUAUCAUCAAGGUCCUGAAUGGGUUUGGCCUCUUGGUUACUUCUUGGAGGCAAAGCGAAUAUUCUUUGGCCCUGAUGGUACUGACAAAGAAACCAGCAGCAGCAGCAGCAGCAGCAGCAGCAGCAGCAGCAGCAGCAGCAGCACCACUGACAGCAUCAACGACAACGACAACGACAGCAGCAGCAGCAACGACAACGACAGCAGCAGCAGCAGCAGCAGCAGGGGAGAAAAGUAUAAUAAAGAUUCUUCUUAUGUUUGUCCGUCUACUAGGGAAAGUAUAUUAAGGGACCUGUCUAUACACCGCGAAUAUAUACUCACAAACCCUUGGCGUUCCUUACCUGAACUUACUAAUCAUAGCGGCACGUAA